This is a messenger RNA of Pyrus x bretschneideri (Chinese white pear), 1546 nucleotides long. RefSeq names its product ribokinase-like. Gene Ontology annotation, molecular function: ribokinase activity. Lineage: Eukaryota; Viridiplantae; Streptophyta; Magnoliopsida; Rosales; Rosaceae. Bases 60 to 1169 code for a protein of 369 amino acids. The record is from RefSeq and is a predicted model, not a curated record. Gene Ontology annotation, biological process: D-ribose metabolic process. The transcript is spliced from 4 exons.
CGGGUAUCAAUAAGCGUCAUCGCUCUGGAAACUUCAGUCGGAGAGAGAGACAGAGAGCAAUGAGUGCUAUCCGAGCUGCAGUUUUCUCACUGUCAAAUCAAUGGCACGAACAAGUUCAAACCCAUUUCCCAACCCACCCAAACAGAUCAAUCAACAACGCAAACCCAAAUCUUCAAUCCAAUAGAAGAAACCCAUUUCCCUGUUUCUCCGUAGACGCAUCAAAAUCCCCAAACCCAGCAACCCCGCCGCUCGUGGUGGUCGGCUCAGCCAAUGCCGACAUCUACGUCGAAAUCGACCGUCUACCCAAAGAAGGCGAGACCAUAUCAGCCAAGAGCGGCCAGACCCUGGCUGGCGGCAAAGGCGCCAACCAGGCUGCCUGCGGCGGCAAGCUUUCUUACCCAACAUACUUCGUCGGCCAGGUGGGCGAGGACGCCCAUGGGAAGCUGAUCACCGAGGCUCUGGAGAGCGGCGGGGUGUGCCUGGAUCGCCUGAGUGCGGUUUCUGGGGCGCCCACUGGGCAUGCGGUGGUGAUGUUGCAGUCUGAUGGGCAGAACUCCAUCAUCAUUGUUGGUGGGUCCAACAUGGAGUGCUGGCCUGAGAGGAUUUCUGAUGAGGAUUUGGAGGUUGUGAGAAAUGCUGGGAUUGUUUUGCUUCAGAGGGAGAUUCCGGAAUCUGUCAACGUUCAGGUUGCAAAGGCUGCCAAGAGUGCAGGUGUACCAGUCAUUUUGGAUGCUGGAGGGAUGGACAUACCAAUCUCCAGAGAACUAUUGAACUUUGUUGAUAUUUUGAGUCCCAAUGAAACUGAGCUUGGUCGUUUGACAGGAAUGCCGACUGAAAGCUUUGAACAGAUUAGUAAUGCUGUGGUGAAACUCCAUAAAAUGGGCGUUAAGCAAGUCCUGGUGAAACUUGGGGACAAAGGGUCCGCCCUAUUUGUAGAUGGUGAAGAACCACUCAAACAACCAGUCAUAUCUGCUGCCAAAGUACUUGAUACUACUGGAGCUGGUGAUACUUUUACAGCCUCUUUCGCGGUGGCUCUUGUGGAGGGCAAGUCCAAACGAGAAUGCUUGAGAUUUGCAGCUGCGGCAGCUUCUCUUUGUGUUCAAGUAAAGGGAGCCAUUCCUAGCUUGCCGGAGAGAGAAUCAGUUUUGAAUCUUCUUCAGUCUCUCUGAGGAUAGCUUCUACAUAAGAUAGGUACAAUAAAUUUUCGACAUGCUUGUUGGAUUUUUCCUUUAUCUAAACAGUUAAGGUCUAUUAUAUAUCCCAGAAGCUACUCCUACAAGCAAGUUGGUAUUGCUAUGCUUUGAAAAAAAGCUGUUUCUGCUGUGCUGUGAGAAUAAGCGGCUGUGAAAUAAAGCAGCAGAGUGUUUGGUAAACUUUUUUGUAAAAGUGCUUUUGGAAAAAGAAAAAAAAAGCAGUAUGAUAGUGUUUGGUAAACUUUUAUGCAAAACAGCUGUGAUUGUGUGAAAUGACCAAAAAUGGUAGAAUACUAAAUGUGCUAUUAAUUUAAUUUUCUUAACAAAUAGUUAAUUUUCUUUACAAUUUUUAA